Molecule: messenger RNA, 3680 nt
Organism: Aethina tumida (small hive beetle)
Lineage: Eukaryota; Metazoa; Arthropoda; Insecta; Coleoptera; Nitidulidae
Gene: RpII140
Product: DNA-directed RNA polymerase II subunit RPB2
Exons: 8
Coding region: 75-3602 (1175 amino acids)
Biological process (GO): DNA-templated transcription
Cellular component (GO): RNA polymerase II, core complex
Molecular function (GO): DNA binding; DNA-directed RNA polymerase activity; ribonucleoside binding
Source: RefSeq, a predicted model, not a curated record
CUUUUCUGUGUACGAAAAGAGGUUGUGUUUGUUAAACGGUGUUGAUUUUUUUGAAAUACCGCAAGUAAAUAAAAAUGUAUGACCAGGAAGAGGAACAAUAUGAAGAGGACGAUUCCGAGGAAAUUAGUUCAGAACUAUGGCAAGAAGCUUGCUGGAUCGUUAUUAACGCAUAUUUCGACGAAAAAGGCCUUGUACGGCAACAACUUGACAGUUUUGAUGAAUUCAUUCAGAUGUCUGUACAGAGAAUUGUGGAGGAUUCACCUCAGAUUGAUUUAGUGGCAGAGGCACAGCACACUUCUGGAGAAUUAGAGAACCCACCCAGAUAUUUGUUAAAGUUUGAACAGAUUUAUUUAUCCAAACCAACCCAUUGGGAAAAAGAUGGUGCACCCUCACCUAUGAUGCCUAAUGAAGCAAGAUUGCGUAAUCUCACAUAUUCAGCUCCUUUGUAUGUUGAUAUCACCAAGACAAUUGUAAAAGAAAAUGAAGACCCAAUUGAGACACAACAUCAAAAAACGUUUAUUGGGAAAAUUCCCAUUAUGUUAAGGUCUACUUAUUGUUUACUCAGUGGUCUAACAGAUCGUGAUUUAACAGAAUUGAAUGAGUGCCCUUUGGAUCCAGGGGGCUAUUUUAUUAUUAACGGAUCAGAGAAAGUACUUAUUGCCCAGGAAAAAAUGGCAACUAACACUGUAUAUGUAUUCUCAAUGAAAGAUGGAAAGUAUGCAUACAAGUCUGAAAUUCGAUCAUGUCUGGAACACAGUUCCAGACCCACAUCCACCCUGUGGGUAAAUAUGAUGGCUAGAGGUGGUCAGGCUGUGAAGAAAGCUGCAAUUGGUCAAAGAAUCAUUGCUAUUUUACCAUAUAUUAAACAAGAAAUCCCUAUUAUGAUUGUAUUCAGAGCUUUGGGUUUUGUGGCUGAUCGUGAUAUUCUAGAACAUAUCAUUUAUGACUUUGAUGAUCCAGAGAUGAUGGAAAUGGUCAAGCCCUCACUAGAUGAGGCUUUUGUUAUCCAAGAACAGGGUGUAGCUUUGAACUUUAUUGGUUCAAGAGGUGCUAGGCCUGGUGUUACCAGAGAAAAGAGAGUGAAAUAUGCCAGAGAAAUUUUACAGAAGGAAAUGUUGCCACAUGUCGGCGUUUCUGAUUUUUGUGAAACAAAGAAAGCUUAUUUCUUGGGCUACAUGGUACACAGGUUACUUCUCGCCGCCCUAGGUCGUCGAGAACUGGACGACAGAGAUCACUACGGCAACAAACGUCUGGAUUUAGCUGGUCCAUUAUUGGCUUUUCUAUUCAGAGGAUUGUUCAAAAAUUUGAUGAAAGAAGUCCGUAUCUACGCUCAAAAGUUCAUCGAUCGUGGAAAAGAUUUCAAUCUAGACCUGGCCAUCAAAACGAAGCUGAUCACAGACGGCCUGCGUUACUCUUUGGCCACUGGAAACUGGGGCGACCAGAAGAAGGCUCAUCAAGCCAGAGCUGGAGUGUCUCAAGUAUUGAACAGAUUGACAUUCGCCUCAACUUUGUCUCAUUUGAGGCGUGUAAACUCCCCGAUUGGUCGUGACGGCAAACUGGCCAAACCCCGUCAAUUGCACAACACCCUGUGGGGUAUGAUUUGCCCGGCCGAAACACCAGAAGGUGCCGCCGUAGGUCUGGUAAAGAACCUUGCUCUUAUGGCCUACAUUUCGGUCGGAUCCCAGCCAUCGCCUAUAUUGGAGUUCUUGGAGGAGUGGUCCAUGGAAAAUCUGGAAGAAAUUGCCCCCUCCGCAAUCGCUAACGCUACAAAGAUUUUCGUCAAUGGAUGCUGGGUCGGAAUCCACAGAGAUCCAGAACAGUUGACGGCCACUCUAAGAAAAUUGCGUCGUCAGAUGGACAUCAUUGUGUCAGAAGUAUCUAUGAUUCGAGACAUCCGUGAUAGAGAAAUCAGAAUUUAUACAGACGCAGGUCGUAUUUGCAGACCUUUGCUCAUUGUUGAAAAUGGUGGUUUGCUGUUGAAAAAAGAACACAUAGAUAUGUUAAAGGAAAGAGAAUACAAUAACUAUGGGUGGCAAGUAUUGGUAGCGUCCGGAGUCGUCGAGUACAUCGACACCCUGGAAGAAGAGACUGUGAUGAUCGCCAUGUCUCCCGAUGAUUUGAGGCAGGAGAAAGAGUACGCAUACUGUACCACAUACACUCAUUGCGAAAUUCAUCCCGCCAUGAUUUUGGGCGUGUGCGCCUCUAUCAUUCCAUUCCCCGACCACAACCAAAGUCCCAGGAACACUUAUCAAAGUGCUAUGGGUAAGCAAGCUAUGGGAGUGUACAUUACGAACUUCCACGUGCGGAUGGACACCCUGGCCCACGUGUUGUAUUACCCCCACAAACCCCUGGUCACAACCAGAUCCAUGGAGUACUUGCGGUUCAGAGAGUUGCCUGCGGGCAUUAACAGUAUUGUAGCUAUUGCCUGUUACACAGGGUACAACCAAGAAGAUUCAGUCAUCUUGAACGCCUCCGCUGUCGAGCGAGGCUUCUUCAGAUCCGUGUUUUACCGUUCCUACAAAGAUGCUGAGUCCAAACGUAUUGGUGACCAGGAGGAGCAGUUUGAGAAGCCAACAAGACAGACAUGUCAAGGCAUGAGAAACGCGCUUUAUGACAAAUUGGACGACGAUGGUAUUAUCUCGCCAGGUAUUCGUGUAUCAGGUGAUGAUGUGGUUAUUGGAAAGACCAUGACUCUGCCUGAGAACGAUGAUGAGUUGGAUGGUACAACAAAGAAAUUCACAAAACGUGACGCAUCUACGUUCUUGCGUAACAGUGAAACUGGCGUCGUUGAUCAGGUAAUGUUGACGCUGAAUUCAGAAGGCUACAAGUUCUGCAAGAUCCGUGUAAGAUCAGUAAGAAUACCACAAAUUGGUGACAAAUUCGCUUCUCGUCACGGACAAAAGGGUACAUGUGGAAUUCAAUACAGACAAGAGGAUAUGAUUUUCUCAUGCGAAGGCAUCACCCCCGACAUUAUCAUUAACCCCCACGCUAUCCCAUCUCGUAUGACAAUCGGUCACUUGAUCGAGUGCAUCCAAGGGAAAGUAUCUUCGAACAAGGGCGAAAUCGGUGACGCCACACCCUUUAACGACGCUGUAAACGUACAGAAAAUCUCAACACUUUUACAAGAAUACGGCUAUCAACUGAGAGGCAACGAAGUAAUGUACAACGGUCAUACAGGCAGGAAAUUGAACGCCCAAAUUUUCUUGGGACCCACCUAUUACCAGCGUUUGAAGCACAUGGUGGACGACAAAAUCCACUCUAGGGCCCGUGGCCCGGUGCAAAUUCUCGUAAGACAACCUAUGGAAGGUCGUGCCAGAGAUGGAGGUCUUCGUUUUGGUGAGAUGGAACGUGAUUGUCAAAUAUCACACGGAGCCGCUCAAUUUUUAAGAGAAAGGCUGUUCGAAGUUUCCGACCCGUAUAGGAUACACGUGUGUAAUUUCUGCGGUUUAAUUGCGAUAGCCAAUUUAAGGAACAAUACAUUCGAAUGUAAGGGAUGCAAGAACAAGACGCAAAUAUCGCAGGUCAAGUUGCCGUAUGCGGCGAAAUUGCUCUUCCAAGAGCUAAUGUCCAUGAACAUCGCACCCAGGUUGAUGGUUUUGUAAGUGGUGUUGUCAAGAGGAGGCUAUUUUUUCAUAGUUUUAUGUAAUGAAAUAAAAUUAUUAAUAAAGUUUUUAUGAGAA